Pelagomonas calceolata is the source of this 999-nucleotide messenger RNA. NCBI's taxonomy places the organism in Eukaryota, Pelagophyceae, Pelagomonadales, Pelagomonadaceae. The record is from the annotation of a GenBank genome assembly.
UGCGCAUCUCCGCGAUCCACGGCGGUUGCAGCUGAGAUUGCUGCAUUUGUGCGGCUGCAAGUAGCCACCAGAACAAUGCGCACCACCCUUGCCCUCGUCGCAGGGGCCACGGCCUUCCAGCGCCCGCAGCUGAGGACUAGGGCCCCGGCCCUGCAAGCGAGGGCUGGCGCCUACCUCGAGAAGGACGCCGGCGGCUUGUAUUAUGUGGACCUGCAGCACGAGUCCGGCGCGUCCGCGAAAGUCUUCGUCUUCGGCGCCGACGUGACGUCCUACAAGGACGCCGGCGGCACGGAGUUCAUCGCCGUGCGCCCCGACGCCAAGAUGGACGGGAGCAAGCCGAUCUCGGGCGGCCUGAGCCACUGCUUCCCGCAGUUCGGCCCCGGCGCCAUCCAGCAGCACGGCUUCGCGCGCAACGUCGACUGGGACGUCGUGGCCACGUCCGGGUCGAGCGCGACGUUCCGGCUCACUCCCUCCGAUUACACGAAGGACAUGUGGGAUAAUGAUUUUUGCGUCGACUUUACCGUGUCCCUGACGGCGGCGUCGCUCGACACGAAGAUGGAGGUGAGAAACACCGGCACUAGCUCGUGGGACUUCCAGGCCGCCUUGCACUCGUACUUCGACGUGUCCUCACUAGAAAACAUCGAAGUGGCCGGCUCCUUCGCGGGCGCCACGUACCUCGACAAAUUGCUGGACCCGCCGUCGGACCAGACGGAGGCGCGCAAGGCGCUGACCAUCUCCGAGGAGUACGACCGCGUCUACAAGGGCGUCAACGACUGCACCUUGAAGGACUCGGGCAAGGGCAAGGCCCUCGCGAUCAACAACAACGCGGGCUGGAAGGACACGGUCGUGUGGAGCCCCUACGGCGACGAGGGCAUGGGCUUCGACUCGUUCCUCUGCGUCGAGAGCGCCGCGUUCGACGCGCAGACGCUGGAGGGCGGCGCGUCGUGGGUCGGCGAGCUGUCGCUCGUACCCGGGGGCCUCUAAAUUUAAUCGUUCGCU